This is a messenger RNA of Williopsis jadinii, 1233 nucleotides long. RefSeq lists its product as uncharacterized. The record is from RefSeq and is a predicted model, not a curated record. The coding region runs from base 57 to 1142 and encodes 361 amino acids. The transcript has a single exon. NCBI's taxonomy places the organism in Eukaryota, Fungi, Ascomycota, Saccharomycetes, Phaffomycetales, Wickerhamomycetaceae.
CGGACAGUCAACGGACAAUCAACGGGUAUCAACAGACGACGACAACGAGUGAGACGAUGACGGAGUACCAGCAGUUGAACGGCGGAGUUCAGGAUGCUCCUGAGAGUUAUGAAUCAGCGCGCCUUGAGGACUCAGUUGUAUCUUUGCUCACACAGGAGCUCCAAAUCACUGAUGAACAAACCAUUGCUGCCAACUUGUACCGCAAAGCUGCUAAGCUCUUUGUCAACAAGAAGUUUGUGGAAUGCUAUGAGCAGUGCGACCAGCUGAAGAACGUUGUCACUACUCUGGGACGCGAGGGAAAGGUUAAUGACGAGAUAGUCACCAAUACCUGGUGCCUGUUUUUCAACGUUGUUGAUAUAAUCUUGACCAAAGGUCAAGGAAACGCCACACUUGAGCGUGAACUACUAUCCAACGAUUGGUUCGAGCAGCUGUACGAGAUGGAUGUACUUGUAGAUCCGAAGCUCGUGUAUCUGUUGACUUUGAUCAAAUUACACAAUGAGAAAACUAAUCUUGCACAGCUGAGACAACAGGUUGAGAUGUAUAUGAUGCGUCUAGCUGGGGACGACACUACCUCACAGAGCGUGACUGAGCUCCACGAGUUGUAUUUGCUCGAGUUGCUCUUCAAGAUGGGGGAGUUUGAAGAGAUUGAGCACAUGAUCAAGAUGGAUACCCAUCUACAGGAUCCAGAUGCUGUGCUCAAGAAGUUCCAGGAAAAGAAGUUGGAAUUUGAGAGGCAGGAGCAAAGGAGGAAAGACGAUGCUGAGAAGAAGAGGAAAGAGGCUCUUGCAAAGAAGAAGGAGAAGCAAAUGGCCAAUGAUAGGGCCAGGGAGAAGCAGAUGCUUCAGGAACUGGAAAAGGCCAAGGAGGUUUCUAUUGGGCAACAGAAGAAGGAUAAAGAGAGUAAAGCGCUAAAGAGGUAUUCUCAACAAUCUUCAAGAACAGCCUUUGAUAUAGUUAAACAGAGAUUAUCCUUUUUCAUGCACAAGAACACCAUAAUGGCUGUCUUCAUGUUAAUUGGACUGAUUGUCGCCUUGAAAGCCAACCCAUUCAUGAUUAAUCCAAAGUUGAGAAGAUGGACCAGAGCGUUCUGGGAAAAGCUCGGGUCCACAGUGGAGAUGGCAUUGAAAGUAACAUACAUGUGAGCAUACAUGUGAGCAUACAUGUGAGCAUACAUAGCUACAUAGAGCAUUGGAGAAACACACAUAAGAUCCAUUAAUUAAAAGCAAAGUCAUA